UACCGGAAACGUCCCUGUGCUCUUACAGUUUCUUGCUUUUUCUCGGUUUUAUUUCCCAGGAGGUUCUGUUGGUGCUUCCCUCAGUAAGCUGCGGCUGCCUGGGUUGCCAUGUUCCCCUGCACCUCCAGCCAGGGGCCAGAAGGCUCUCUCCCAUCUGGGGCCAGCUGCAAGCCCUGGCAUGAGCAGGUCACUCCGGUUAUGCGCGAUGAACUUGCUCAUAAAUUCGUCCUAGCCAUAUUGCCUAUUCGUGACCCUGCAGCACUGAAGGAUCGACGGAUGGAGCAGCUGGUGGCAUAUGCUCGGAAGGUGGAAGGCGACAUGUAUGAAUUGGCAAAUAGCAGGGCAGAGUACUAUCAGCUGCUAGCUGAGAGGAUCUAUAAGUUUCAGAAGGAGUUGGAGGAAAAGCGAAGAAUCAGGCUGCAGAAGCAAAACAUGAUACCAAAUGCACCAGGCAUGCCACAGGCUCCCAUGAAUCAAGGGCCCAACAUGGGACAGCCUCAGCCAGGAAUGUCUGCGACCCCGGAGGAUUGUUUUGGAAACCUGAACCUGGAGGACCCCACACGCUACUGAAAUUUGCCAAUCAAGUUGCACACAUUAGGCUCUGCAAGCUCGCCACCACCAUACCUCUGUAACUCCAGAGGGUGUAGCUUUUGCAUGGAAGAGAAUCAGUGCUAGAGAUAUGGAGAGAGACUUGUUUCUUUCCUUUUCUUGACAGUGAGCUGGGAUAAGGGAUGUUUUUAGCAGUAUGACUAAGACCACAGUGCUUCUCCACAGGGAAAAAAUAACCCAAAGGGGCAGACUCGUACUAUGAAGAAGCUAUGCUAUAAACGCACACAAGCUUUAAAAUAAAUCGCACCGCUUUUUACCAAC
Messenger RNA from Anas platyrhynchos (mallard), 870 nucleotides. Its product is annotated as histone acetyltransferase p300-like. Gene Ontology annotation, molecular function: transcription coactivator activity; histone acetyltransferase activity; chromatin DNA binding. The record is from RefSeq and is a predicted model, not a curated record. Gene Ontology annotation, cellular component: transcription regulator complex; histone acetyltransferase complex. Gene Ontology annotation, biological process: positive regulation of transcription by RNA polymerase II. Lineage: Eukaryota; Metazoa; Chordata; Aves; Anseriformes; Anatidae.